UCAGCAAGGAUUCUGAAUUGCAGUUUGAAGAUGUUGGAGAUCACAAUUCUAACACUAAACCAACCAUAAGAAAUUAUUAGAAAUGCAAACUAAUAGAAGUUGUCUGGUAAUGGCUUCUGCCUCAGCAUUGUAUUCCAUCUCAUGUUGGGGUAUGUUUUGUUUGUUGUCUUUUCUGUUUUAUCUACAAUGUCUUUUAAUAUUUGUUUUAUUGCAGAAGCAGAAAUUUUGAUGUGUGUAUUUGUUGGGAAAGGCAAUUAACGUGAUUGAAAAGGGUCAGUUUCAGGUAGGCAGUUGGAUAAAUUAAAUGCAUGGAUACAAGGUUGGUAUCACUUAACCAUCUCCUACCCUACAAUAAUUCUUUACUAAUAAAUUUAUUGAUUGAAACCCACUACUUAAACUGAUAUGCUGGACCAGUUUCUGCAAAUUCUGAAUGGGAGAAACCACAGAUUUGAGAGUGCUUAUGGAUCAUAACAAAGAACAGGACAAAGAAUUUCAUGCAAUGCUAAUGGCUCCCAAAAUGCCAAAGGCAGUGAAACCAAUCAUUGCAGCUGAUGGUGACAAUGUUAGGCGGCCUCGAGGGAGGCCAGCAGGCUCCAAAAACAAACCAAAACCACCCAUUAUCGUCACUCGAGAAAGUGCUAAUGCGAUAAGAGCCCAUGCAAUGGAGGUGAGUUCAGGUUGCGAUGUGAUCGAGAGCUUAGCUAACUUUGCAAGGAAAAAGCAGCGUGGCAUUUGUGUGCUUAGUGGGAGUGGGUGUGUGACUAAUGUUACACUCAGACAACCAGCUUCAUCAGGUGUAAUUGUUACUCUGCAUGGCCGGUACGAGAUUCUCUCCUUGCUUGGAUCGAUCCUGCCCCCUCCAGCUCCACCGGGGAUCACGGGGCUAACCAUUUACCUGGCUGGCGCUCAGGGACAGGUUGCUGGUGGAGUGGUAGUCGGUGCACUCAUUGCAUCCGGUCCUGUUCUGGUAAUGGCUGCAUCCUUCAUGAACGCCACCUUCGAUCGUUUACCAUUGGAUGAAGAUGAAGUUGCAACAGCAAUGCAGAACCAAUAUGGUCACCAUAAUGGUCCACAUCAUCAGCUCGACGAAUCCGAUCUGUAUGGGAUGCCGCAGAACUUGAUCACAAAUGGAACUACACCUCCUGAGAUGUACUCUUGGGCACCAGGACGAACCAUGUCAAAAACCUAACCUGGAUUAGCCAGCAAUUCUUUGAAGAUUCUCACAUCCUCCGAAUAUCCUCAUUCGGUUUCAUUGAGUACACCUGUGUAGGACAUAUAUGUAACACACGUUACCAUACACUUAAAUAAUGGUAGACUUAAAACAUGUCUGCAGCACCAAUUAACGGAAUGGAACUAUUGCCAUUUUUUGAUC
Messenger RNA from Gossypium arboreum, 1372 nucleotides. Its product is annotated as AT-hook motif nuclear-localized protein 16-like. Gene Ontology annotation, molecular function: minor groove of adenine-thymine-rich DNA binding; DNA-binding transcription factor activity. The record is from RefSeq and is a predicted model, not a curated record. The transcript has a single exon. NCBI's taxonomy places the organism in Eukaryota, Viridiplantae, Streptophyta, Magnoliopsida, Malvales, Malvaceae. Gene Ontology annotation, cellular component: nucleus. Bases 431 to 1189 code for a protein of 252 amino acids. Gene Ontology annotation, biological process: vegetative to reproductive phase transition of meristem.